AUGCCCGAUAACACCGAAAAGGUGGUGUAUAUAUCCAUUGAAGACUGUCCCAAUAUUCAACUGCAUCAGACGUACCCUGCUCAUCAAGGUCUCUUCCCCUUCCCCUCCAUCAGAAUUCGAUCAUCGCCUUACGCCCGGACGUUGAACGGGCAAAACGCCUCUCCCAUACGCCUCGUGGCCUCCUCUUCGUUCCACGCCGGCGCCGGAUGUAUUCGUCCAAUGGCAUCAUUACGUCUCAACCUGACGUUGGCCGCCACCGGAGCUGUUCAUCGCACCGUCGCCACUGGUCAAAUCAGAUCUUCAAAUGAACCCCCAUUCACUCUGAUAUUGAAUCAUCCGCCUCUGACAGACAUCAUGGCAACCACGCCAUCCAUCGACGAUCAUCCCCGCAAGACCAAUGAUGGACUGCAACCCGCGCCAUCCUACCUCACCUCGAGAGAGCCGGAAAAUCGGUUCCGAUCUUGUCAACGUCUGAGCGCCGACUUGGGAGGGCAACACUGCAGCCGUGGCAGUGUCAGGAGCAUGUCAAGAAAGCACGCCAGCCACCUUCUCGGACGCCUGAACGCCAACUUGCAUCUCGGAUUCGGGUUUUUUGAUGGGCGAUUUGACGAGACUCUGCCGAGACAACGAGAAAAAAGAAACGUCAGCAACGAGAGAAACCCGAACAGAUACGUGAAUUUCGAUCUACAUCAAGCAUCACAAACAUUCACUUCCGCCAUUGAUGAUCCAGAACCUGCAUUAGCCCUCCCACCCACGAUUCACUGCCGGUACCAACACAGCUCACCAGAGAACCACCACUGCAACCCAUCUUUCGGCUUCCACCCGCUAUCAAAACACCGAGAAACAAAGACUGAAUCCUACCUUACGCACUUAAUGCAAGGCACGCCGCGGGAAAAAAAAACCAUCGAAAUACACCGCAGACCGCAGGCGUUCAUUUCUUUCCCUUGUGCCCUCCCCCUCCUGCUGCAUAUCGGUGCCCGCGCCGCAGCCAAGAACCCUCAUCUACUCCUAACCCCCAACGUACGCAUGCGCGCCCGCGCCCGCGAGCCGCGAGCCCCAUCCGCACGGGCGUGGUGGCGGGGGAAACCAGAAGAAAAAAUGAAAGCCACAAUCGCAAAAGGUAAGCCCAGGGCAUCAAGACAUGGCACCGGCACACGUCCACCACGUCAACUCGUGCCGUCCUGCCGCCGUCGCAUCCACCCAAAAGACGCAAGAACUCUUUUUGCCCUUCUCCUUGCCAAGGAUGUAAAAAAGAAUGAGGGUAGCCGGCCAAACGUUCGCAAUCGCCCUCCCACCACCCGGAAAGCUCGAAAGCUCUCCCCCCCAAUCCACUGCAACCCUAUCAAAACGGGGUUCGGCGGGUGGGCAGGGGAGUAUCCCGUGCAGUACGUCCGCACAGUUUGCGGCUCUCUGUCAGACUGUCCCCCUUCAGACUUUCAGAGUUGGCCCAUUGAUCCCUCCAACUGGGGCGGAGGGUCACACAGAAAUGAAAGGAUUGAGAAGGAAGAUAAUACCCUGACGCAACGACAAUCAAAUCCCAUCGGCGCCAAGUUUACCAACGCUCUCAACGGCCACGACUCCAUCCCCGAACACACGCCAGCACCUCCUCAAUGCCUGACCAUGCUUUGCCGUCGCGGCGUUGCGUUUUUUGCCUCCCUCCUCCCCAUCGCCAUUGGAGUAUCCAUACUGGCCAAAAAAGCCUGGGCCAGACAAGAUCCAAAAAUGACCCGGAUCCUCUAUCCCCUCCUCUCUCUCUCCACCCCCACCCAACCAGCAUGGUGGAAUGAUGAUGCCGGGAAUGAUGGGACCUCUCAGCCCCCAAAAAUCAAGACCCGACUCAUGAGCUUUGCUGAUCCGUCCAUCCGAAGACUGCGUACGCUCGGAUUCGUCAUGCGGUCAUGGGAAUAUGGCCUCGGCCCAAAGCAGGGACCCGCGAGUGUGGCUGGGGAGAAAACCGGAUUGAGUCGCUUCCAACGCUCGAUGCUUAUGCCUAGCACCUGA
This is a messenger RNA of Colletotrichum lupini, 2001 nucleotides long. RefSeq lists its product as uncharacterized. Bases 1 to 2001 code for a protein of 666 amino acids. The transcript has 19 exons. The record is from RefSeq and is a predicted model, not a curated record. Lineage: Eukaryota; Fungi; Ascomycota; Sordariomycetes; Glomerellales; Glomerellaceae.